AUGUUAUUCGAAUACCCUUAACAACCUGCCUUUAUUUAAAAAUAUGAACUCAUUAAACAAUUUUUUAUUCAGCUCCAAUAAGUGAGACAAUGUGAAUCACAAUCUUAGAAAAUAGAUAGAUAAUCAGAAAUAGAUAAAUAAAAUUCAAAAGAAUAAAUAACUGAGGAAUCACUUAAGUACGAUGAUUCCACAACUUAAAGACAAAUCCCUAAACAAAGAAGAGCUGUUUAUAUUACAAAGAAAUAAGAAUAAAGGAAAUCUAAAGAGGUCGCCCCAAUUCCAAUAAGACCAUCUGAUAUUAUGAUGAUUGAAUAAUAGAAAGAGAAAAUUGAUUAAUUUUGUUAAGAUAAUAAGAUUCUGUAUGAAAACAAUAAGGAAUGCAUGUAUCUAAUAAAGAAAAUGGCGAAGAUGAUUAAGAAAUUGAAACAAUAAACAUGUUAAGAUCACUUAAAUAGUAUAGAACAUUUAUAAUUGAAAUUACGAAUAAAAGAUGCUGAAAUUGCAAAAAAAAAUGAAUGUAUUUAAUAGAUAAGAGAAAAAUAUACUUAAAUGAUUAAGGUUAUUGAGGAACAUACAAUAUAGGAGGAACAAUAAUGGCAAGAAAUAUAGGCAUAAUAAAUUGAAUUGGAGACAUAAAAUUAAUUUUUACGAAAAUUGCUAUCAGUAAAUUUUAGCGAUGAAUAAAUAAAAUAAUUGGAAUCACAAUAAAAUGAAGUGGAAUUAUAAUUUUUUGAUAAUUUUUGUAUUUCAAGGAAGGACUUAGACAAGUAAGCUAUUUUGGAAUAUGAAAAGAUGUUAUAAAAUAGGAAAUCAUAAAUAGAAUAGUAGUAUGUUGAUUGGAAUAUGGCUUAAAUAAACUCUCAUUAUUAAAAUCAAUAACCAAUGCAUCAACCAUUAUAAGAUUUGUAUGCAGAAGAGAAGGAGAUGAUGAUGAAAAAAUAAUCAAAUUAAUAAAUGAGUAAAGAAGAUAAAUAGAGAAUAAUGGAAGACCUAUUAAAACCAAUAGCAUCAUCGAAAUAAUAAUAGAUAAAUGUUCAAGAAGUGAAACAAAAGUAGUUAGAUAUACUUUCUGGAUCAUCAUCAAAUAGUUCAAUAUAAAAAAAGGAACAAUCAGAUUAAUUUCAAUAAUAAUAACUAUAAUAAUAAUAAUAGCCAAAGAAAUUAGCAAUAGAUAUUGAUACAAAAGAGAGUAUUCCUGGAGGAGUAGUAAAAGAGAGUUAAGGAGAGAAUAAAUUGUCUACGAAAGAACAAUUGUUAAGCUCAUUAAAUUAAGGCUGGGAGAAGUUGAUAUAGAAAACAUCUCAUUAAAAAAGAUAUUAAGAAACAGAUGAGGAUAGUGAUUAAGUUAUUACUUACAAUCCAAAAAGUCAUAUGUAAAAUAUAGAGUUAAAGAAUAGGUUUACAAAUUCUUAAACUAUAAUGUAUGAAGGAGAUGAUUAUAUGGAAGAUGAUGAUGAAGAUGAAGUUGUUUAUUAAAACAUCUUUAAUUAAUAGAGUAAAUAAUUAUAGAAACCUACUCUUACUAAAACACAAAAGAAUUAAGAACUAUAAUAUUAGUGA
Molecule: messenger RNA, 1560 nt
Organism: Paramecium sonneborni
Lineage: Eukaryota; Ciliophora; Oligohymenophorea; Peniculida; Parameciidae
Source: the annotation of a GenBank genome assembly